AUGAAUUCCAAUAGCAUUAGUACACACUGGUAUCACCGUGCUCUGUGGAAUCAAAGUAUCUACCUACCAUCCAAACCUCAAGGCUUCAUAUCUCGAUCCUCUCCCCUCUCCCACCGUAGGAUAUCUGUCAACGAGUCCGUGCGAGAGGCGGGGGUGUUUGUGGUGCAAACGGGGUCUCCCAAUGUGAAUGAUAUGUUGAUGGAGUUGAUGUUCUUGCUCACCACGUGCAAGGCCAAGAGUGCGGCGUCGGUGUGUGCAGUGGUACCGCACUUCCCGUACGCCAGGCAG
Messenger RNA from Sphaeroforma arctica JP610, 288 nucleotides. RefSeq lists its product as hypothetical. Gene Ontology annotation, biological process: purine nucleotide biosynthetic process; 5-phosphoribose 1-diphosphate biosynthetic process. NCBI's taxonomy places the organism in Eukaryota, Ichthyosporea, Ichthyophonida. Gene Ontology annotation, cellular component: ribose phosphate diphosphokinase complex; cytoplasm. The transcript has a single exon. The record is from RefSeq and is a predicted model, not a curated record. The annotation marks the transcript as partial. Gene Ontology annotation, molecular function: magnesium ion binding; ribose phosphate diphosphokinase activity.